AUGCACCCUGCUCCCACUCUAGCAGAGCUCUUGAAGUCGGAUGAUCCCCGCGCCCAGCAGCAGGUACCUCAACAACACCAACUACAACCGCAACAGGAGGAGCACCCGCGACAGCACGGCCACCUGCAAGAUCAGCAGUUGGCCCAACCGCCGGACGGGCAGAUUGAACAUGGUCAGCCACCCGGCACUCACUCGCCGGCGCCGCUUGGUUCCCCGCAACCCAUCAGAAAGGACACUGCCUCGUCAACCUCCACGACCGGCACUGAUGCCACGGUCACGACGGCGGCGACCAGCGACAGCAGCUCAACGGCUUACAGCGUAGAGUCGUCACAGUCCAUCUUCUCGGUCCGAGAUGGCGCUGAAGUCUCGUCCAACCGCCGCGCCAGCCGCCGCCGCACCGGGCCCCUCUCGGCUGCGCAGCGAGAGAAAGCUGCCCUGAUUCGAAAACUGGGUGCUUGUGCGGACUGUCGCAGAAGGCGAGUAGCUUGCCACCCGAACCAUCACAACAUGACUUGGGAAGAUGCCAUCAAGAAGUAUCAAAGGGCUCAUAGUCCCAUGCAGGAGCUUGCACCCCUGUUAGGCCGCCCCAUCAGCCCGGCCUCGAACCACCUACGGCACAGCUAUACUCAGGAUCCCCAGGAGAUGGAUAUCGACUCAACCCCAACGCCUCCGGUUCACCAGACCACACCGGGGCGCCCGCCUCUCGGUGACUCCCGAAUCCGGACUCCCUUACCGUCGGGACCGCGCCCAGACAGGACCAUGUCGAUACCUUCGUUGGCGGCUGCUCCGAUUAUGCCUACAGCCCUGCCUAAUAUCGACUUUGUCAGGUCUGAAUUAGAGACUGCUGCCUCGAGACUACUCUCCGGGCCGCACAGUGGGAGAUACAGCACCGUGCUGGCACUUCUCAUUUGCUGGCAAGAUGACGAUACCUCUGGUGUUUUCAGUGCAGUGGAAGACCUAGCCGCCGUGUUUCGCGACUAUCUCUUUACUCUGGAGAUCAUCAAGAUUCCUCCGUCUUCGUCAGACGGCUGCAAAAACUCGGCAAGGUGGCUGUCGCGAACACUGAACGACUUCACGGAGAACAACGAUACGAGAGACGUCUUGAAGAUCGUGUACUACAAUGGCUGUACCUACUUGGACGAUGGUGAGAUGGUCCUCGCUAGCCCGAACGACCGCGAGAAAGCUUCGAUCAUCAAGUGGAGUGGCAUCCAGGAUUUCUUGGAAGGGGCAUGCUCCGAUACACUGGUUAUCUUUGAUGCAGCAUAUCAUCCCUCUUCGAAGAUGACUCGGCAACAGGGGGUUCUAGAGUUGAUUGCUGCUUCUGCCUCCGAAGAGCAUCUACAUCAACUCGGCAGGAAUACCUUCUCAAGGGCCUUGGCCCAGCAAUUGCGGACCCGAGCAAGCCAACGAUCCCCCAACGUUCUCUCCGCAGCGGAGCUAUACUCGAAACUUUUGCCCGCGUACACCAAAAUAGUGCAGGAGCAUAAUUCCGAUGGCCGUGCUGCGAGUGUCCCCAUGCCAUUGCAUCUGCAGAUGUCAGGGAACCCUAAAUUACCAUCUAUUACGUUAUACCCUUUGCAGGGGGCUCGGCCAAGAACUCCGGGGUUCAACUCGGAGGUUGCUAGCGGGCCCCAGCUGACCCUAUCGAUCAGGCUGACUGACGACAACCUCAACAUUGAAAACUGGGCCGAAUGGCUCCGCAUGAUGCCCGACGGGAUCAAAGAUGUCAGGGUGGUAGAAGGCCCAUUCCGUACGUUUCGGUGA
Neoarthrinium moseri is the source of this 1764-nucleotide messenger RNA. RefSeq lists its product as uncharacterized. The record is from RefSeq and is a predicted model, not a curated record. The transcript has 4 exons. NCBI's taxonomy places the organism in Eukaryota, Fungi, Ascomycota, Sordariomycetes, Amphisphaeriales, Apiosporaceae. The coding region runs from base 1 to 1764 and encodes 587 amino acids.